GGCAAUAUCAUCGCCGCGAAAAAGAAAGCUGUUCUCCCAUCAACACCCAAUAUUUCCCUCCCUCUCCCGCAUUACCUCACCUUGGAGGAUACCCCCUGCCCUUGUCACCCCUCGCCUCCUGACGCGCCUCUCGUGAUCCAUCUCCUCUCCUCUAUCCCAAACUGAGAUUUCAACAUGUUCAAGCUUGCCCGCAGCAGACCGGUUACGGCAGCUUUGAGGGCUGCGACGGAGACCUCCGUUCAGUCCCGCCUGGCUCAGCAGCAGAGAAACCUGUCGAUUCACGAAUACCUGUCCGCGAAUCUCCUCAAAUCGUAUGGCGUGGGAAUGCCUAAGGGUGAGGUCGCUCGCUCGGCGGAGGAAGCUGAGGCCGUUGCUAAGUCCCUCGGCAACGACGACAUGGUCAUCAAGGCCCAGGUCCUUGCUGGCGGUCGUGGUAAGGGUUCCUUCGACAAUGGUCUCAAGGGUGGUGUGCGUGUGAUCUACUCCCCUACCGAGGCCAAGAUGUUUGCUGGUCAGAUGAUCGGACAAAAGCUCAUCACCAAGCAAACUGGUGCUGGUGGCCGUCUUUGCAAUUCCGUGUAUAUUUGCGAGCGCAAGUUUGCUCGUCGCGAGUUCUACCUGGCUGUUCUCAUGGACCGCCAGACUCAGGGUCCCGUCAUCGUUGCCUCGUCUCAAGGUGGUAUGGACAUUGAGGCCGUUGCUAAAGAGAGCCCUGACGCUAUCAUCACCACUCCCAUCGAUAUCAAUGUUGGAGUCACCGAUGCGAUUGCCACGAAGAUCGCUACCGAGCUCGGCUUCUCCGAGCAGUGCAUCGAGGAGGCCAGGGACACCAUCCAGAAGCUCUACAAGGUCUUCAUGGAGAGGGAUGCGACUCAGAUCGAGAUCAACCCUCUGUCAGAGACUUCCGACCACAAGGUCAUGGCCAUGGAUGCCAAAUUGGCCUUCGACGACAAUGCCGACUUCAGACAGAAGGAGGUGUUCUCCUGGAGAGACACCACCCAGGAAGAUGCUGAUGAGGUCAAGGCUGCUACGCACGGAUUGAACUUCAUUAAGCUUGAUGGUGACAUUGGAUGCUUGGUCAACGGUGCCGGUCUUGCCAUGGCUACCAUGGACAUCAUUAAGCUUAACGGUGGUGCUCCCGCCAACUUCCUUGAUGUCGGUGGUGGUGCCACCCCCGCCGCUAUCAAGUCCGCCUUCGAGCUUAUCACCAGUGACCCCAAGGUCACGGCCAUCUUCGUCAACAUCUUCGGUGGCAUUGUCCGCUGCGAUGCCAUCGCCCAAGGGUUGAUCAACGUUGUGCAGGAGAUGGGCCUGCGCACCCCUAUCGUGGCGCGUCUGCAGGGUACCAACAUGGAACAGGCUCACAAGUUGAUCAACGAGUCUGGCCUCAAGAUCUUCUCUAUUGAGGAUCUCCAGAGUGCUGCUGAGAAGUCCGUUCAGUUCUCCAAGGUCGUCAAGAUGGCGCGUGAGAUUGAUGUUGGUGUUGAAUUCACUCUCGGUAUCUAAAUUCUGAGUUGGAUCUCUAUAGCAUGAUCGGUCACGGUGGUGCUUGAACGAAUUGUUAUAAUGGUAGAAUGAGAUGGAUCUGGUCGAGAGUAAGAAAGGGAUUCGUAUAGAGAGCAUUGAUGGUCCUGUAU
Messenger RNA from Aspergillus heteromorphus CBS 117.55, 1637 nucleotides. RefSeq names its product succinate--CoA ligase (GDP-forming) subunit beta. Gene Ontology annotation, molecular function: ATP binding; succinate-CoA ligase (ADP-forming) activity. Gene Ontology annotation, biological process: tricarboxylic acid cycle; succinyl-CoA metabolic process. The coding region runs from base 175 to 1506 and encodes 443 amino acids. The transcript is spliced from 9 exons. Lineage: Eukaryota; Fungi; Ascomycota; Eurotiomycetes; Eurotiales; Aspergillaceae. Gene Ontology annotation, cellular component: mitochondrion; succinate-CoA ligase complex. The record is from RefSeq and is a predicted model, not a curated record.